AUGCCCUUCGCACUGCGAAGCAGCCUAUCCCCCCGAACCCCCACCCCCGCGUGCAACCACCCCACCGCUAACCGAUUUCGCCCUCCACCAAGUGGAACCACCCCUCCACCAGCCGAUUUCGCCCUCCCUCGCGUCUCCCGAAGUCCAAUCCGCGACCCUCCCCCUCCGAACCCACCAAUAGGUAGGUCUCGCGCCCCACCACCCGCCGCUUUCGCCCACCACCACGUGGACCCAGUCCUCCACCGCGUAGACCCACCCCUCCACCCGCCGAUUUGGACAUCCCCCGCGACUCCUGAAGUCCGGCCCACCCCACCGGGACCAAAUCCGCGACCCGCCCCCUCCGAGCCCCCCCUUGGGCGCAGGGGUUCACCCUGCACCCGUAACCCCCCUUUGUUGGACUCAGCGUCCGCGGGGUCGUCACACCCCGUGUGUAAGGGCGGUUUUACCAGCCAUUACACCCCCUGCGGGACGACUGUCCUUACCCCCAGCUCCUCGAGUCCAGUGAGGAGUUCGUCGACAACGAAGAGCCACAGCAGAGGGGAGAUAGUCACCCCCCUGCGGGCAGCCACGCCUCGCCACAGCCCUUACCGCACUGUCGCCAACGGUGGAGUGGACAACUCUAGUUCGGAGCAUGGCGGCUAUCCAUUUGGGGACCGACUCCUCGAUCCCAAAAAAUGCCGCCGCUUUCUCCAUCGUUUCUAA
Molecule: messenger RNA, 702 nt
Organism: Diachasmimorpha longicaudata
Lineage: Eukaryota; Metazoa; Arthropoda; Insecta; Hymenoptera; Braconidae
Exons: 2
Coding region: 1-702 (233 amino acids)
Source: RefSeq, a predicted model, not a curated record